CCGAGGUCACUUCAGUUUCCCAUUCGAGCUUGAUAAGUUUCUUUAACAUUUCACAAAUAAAAUGGUGAUAUGAACUGGUAUAUCUUUUUUUCCUUUGCGUUCGCGGCCUGUUCAGCCGCUGGCGUGUCCUGUGAGUAUUUCCAGCUACAUGAAGGGUUUGAGUACGUGUAUAAGGAAGAAGUUGAAUGUCACCUGCGGAGUGCUGGAACUAUACAGGUCAAAGCAAAGGUGAGCUUCACUCCUAUCAGGAAAACUGGUAGGAAAUUGGAGAUAUCACAGGCAGUGUAUCGAGUCUUCCUCAAGGACAAGGCAUCGGGACAGACAAGCAAUGCCGAUUCCCUUGACUUCAACAAGUGGUUUUCCUUCGUCAUCUCUCUUGAUCAUGGAGAUAUUGAGAAAGUCUACCACCCGCUCGAGGAAGACCCAAUGAUUCUUUCCAUGAAGAAAUCGUUUGCAGCCCUGGUAUUUGGCAAGCUCCAUUCCCAUGAUGAUCCUUCACUGACGGAUGUCAGCCACGACCCAAUCAGUGGCAAGUGGAACUACACCACUCAUGAGAAUGGCCACGAAGGACUUCACAGUGCUACCUACAUGGCCGAACCGACUGACCAAGGUGUCCGAUUUACCAAAACAAGGAAUGAGCAUCCUCAUCUAAAAGCGGCUGUCAACAAUUACACCAAGGUCCUGCAUUAUGAUUCGCAUCUUGGCCUGGUGUCUCGAGUCGAUGUGGACGAGUUCAUCGAAAUCGGAAAUGCACCAAAGGGCUUUGAUCCGUUUGAGAAUGACAGGCCUGCCAAUCCAAAUGACACGUACAUCAGAGCAGAAUUCCCAACGAUGGUUGCUUCCAGCACUGGCCAGGCUGCAUUGGUAUCAAGAAACCAACUUCAUGACGUGUUAGUGGUUAAACCAGUUGUUGGUCUAAUGGACGGGAUGAUUCAUGUCGAUACGGGUACAAAGAAUAUGGAACUACCAGUCAAAGACCCGGACUACGCCAACAAUGUCAGCGGCAACUUAACAUGUUUACGAAAAAUUGGAAAAUACGGUUCCACCGAGGGAAUAAACUGCUUUAGAAAGCUCGCUCGUGUUCUGAAGACUUUGCCCAAUGAGAACCUUAUCGCCAUCACUAAACACGUUUUCAACGCCAGCGCAUCUAUCUCGCCAAAUGCCGCAACUUCAGAAGAUAUCCUGCACAUGGUUGAUGCCUUGGUAGACGUCGGGACUGAUCUAUCCAUCAAGUUGUUGGUUGACUUUGCCUUCCAGUCGAACCCUGUGGUCUUGAAACGUAUGCUGGCUCACAUGCAUGACGUAAAUAUGCCGUCAUUCGAGCCUUUUGAUCACACUCUUGAGCGGUACUGUUUCUUCCCUGAAACGUUCCCUGUAAAGGUUCAGGACGAGGAAACCCACCACAGUGCUCUCUUGGCGCUAGGCAGCCUCGUCAACAAGCACAACAUUCAUGGACGGAGUGAGCACGCCAAUAGACUUGUCAGUGAACUUGAGAACAUGCUGGGUAUUCAUGAUGAUUAUGCCUACAACAAAAUCCGCUCUUCCCUAAGCGAGGACGAGGUUGGAUCAUUUGACAUGAAGCAUGCAGUGCUGCUCGAAAGUUUAGGCAACGCGGAAAUGAAUCGAUCGUAUGACCACAUCAUCUCAUACGUGAAUUCGACCCGACAUUCCUUCCUGAAGAGAUCAGCUCUCCAUGCACUGCGGUCAAUCCAACACGAUAACGCUGUAGCGUCACUGUUCAACGCCGCUACCAAAGAUGAUAGCAUGCUGAUAAGGCACGAGUCUGCCCUGAUACUGCAAAGGCACAGGCGAAAAUCUGACUUCCCAUUGGUCAGUCCACCUGGAUCAGAUGAAGGCAGUGUUAAAGUCACAGAAGGACCAAAGACGCUGGAAGACGCCCGUCGCCACAGAUAUAGGCGAAAUCUACAAGACAUCCUACAACAAGUCAAAAAUCUCUUCAAACCAAUCAAAUUCAACCUGAAGUCGCCCUCCAUAGAUUGGAGAAAGGUUCUUGGAAGUAUGAAACUCGGUGCUUCCUUUGGAACUACCAUCAGGAAUGAACUGGACUUGCACAUACGCCCCCUUGAAGGUAAUUUUAACGCGGACGCCUCCAACGAAGCAUAUACAACCAUUCAUCUCGGGAUUGUCGGAGUAAAUGUUGACCUCGUAAGGGCAAAAAUAUGUUUUUACGGGUCGGCAAAAUACAACCUGAAUAUCCUACAGGAAUUCAACUUCAACGACCUUCUAAAGCAGAUCAAAGACUUUUUCAAGAUUGUUGAUGAUAGUGUCGAUUUAGUCAAUGAUGGAAUAGAGUAUAUGCAUGAGCUGGUGAAUGGCGAGAUCAACAUCAAAGACAUAAUUGCAAAAUUCGCAGACGUCUUGGAGGAAAUGCCGAAAAAGAUGAUAGACAUUGGUCGCAAUGCACUUAAUGCAAUGGCAAUGGUUGGAUCAAUCGACGAGAGCGAGUUUCCACCCUUUCUUAGGCCAACAAGAAACGUCAUAGUUCGAAUCACCAACCUCUACACUGACAUUAAAAAUGACGUCAUGGACUUCUAUAAUGAAGUGACCAACGCAGUUAUGACAUUUAAACGAGCAUACAAGACCAUCUAUGAGAGUGUGGAAUCCGUUGUCGAAGCGAUGUCUCAGUUUUUGGAAUCUCCCAAGCAAGCCAUAUCGGCAGUUUUCAAGGGCGUCAUGAACAUAAAAACGGCGAUCACUGAUCUCCUCAAAGCAAAGAACGCCACAAUGGAAGCCUGCUUCUUCUUGAAAGAUGAGAAACCGUAUUGGUGGGAUCUGAAGACCCUGUACAUAGAGAUCAAGAAAGAAGUUACUGCCGCAAUAAAUGCACUCGUCAAGGGUGGGAAAUCCUGGACGAAAGACAUCAUCAAAAGCGAUGAUCCUAUUGCCAAACUGACAAAGUUGACCACGAAAAGGGUAAGAGAAAAGGUGCUCGCCGAGCUAAAAUCGGUGAUCGACAUCCUCGUGAGCCCACUUAAAUCAACGCUGGGAAACCUGGUAGAGCCUUUCCUAAAAGUUUAUAAUCGGUUGAUGGACAUCGUUCAACGGCUCAAAGAUUCCUAUGUACAACUCAAGACGGGAUAUGAGAAGGCCCUGAAGUUAAUCACCAGUUUAUUUGGAACACGGGCUCAUGCUCUUUUCCCACGGACUCAACGGGAAGCUUCAUCUGGGAAGUGCGGCAUAUCGGGAUUCUUCCCUUCCAACAUCGGCUACAAAUCUGGCAUGGGCAUCGACCUUCUUAUCCAUCCAGGCAAAAAUGUGGUAGCCCCUUUCGCUGGUUCGAUCAUGUUGACAGACAAUGCAAAUGAAGUUAAAAUCUCAACUCGUGGUGGGCUGUUCUCGAAAACGGAUAUUUUUCUGACGAAUGUCGAGCCAGAUUCAAGCAUCAGGAACCCAAAGGAUCGUGCUUACUCCCAAUUACAGGUGUAUGCUGGCCAAGUUAUUGGUGUCGCCACUUCAACCCCAUGUAGGACCGACCAGAACCACAUUCAUUUUGUUGUGAAAAAGAGAAAUGGAAAGAUCAUCGAUCCGACAAGGUUUAUCGAGCCAAGAAAGAUCCAUGUUCCGACAUGGAUUCAUGGAUGCAACGAUUACAAAUAUGUUUUUAUGGGAAAAGUACAAGCCAUUGGUUGGAAAGUUCCAAAAGGGGGCAUGGGUCAGAAGAAAGAUUUGAUGCCACCCCGUCCAGCAAAGCGAAAGGUGACCAUGAAGCCAAAAUCUACGACAAAACCAGUGGGGAAACCUUCCCCCAUCUUAAAGAAACUGAAAGCAGGGGAAGAGAACAGUACCGGUAAUGGAAAGGAGAAAAGUACCGGUAGGAAUAUCUUAAAUAGGUUAGGCCUUGGAGACAUUGGACAAUCUAUGAUGGACACAUUGAAGAAAUAUGACUUGAUGAAACUGCAGCUUGGCAAAAUCAUCACCUUCCUUUACUCGCUCGGGAUGAAGGAAAUUAUCAAGCAACUUGCUGUAGUCAUCAAGCGGAUUAAGGAUCUCAUUGAUUCAAAGCCUUGCUUAAACCCCCACCAGUUAACCGUCGAUCAACUGCGUACUGAGCUGACUGAUAGGAUGCUGCCCACCAAUGGGUCAAGAGAGCAGAUGGCAAAAAGGUUACUUAGUUCAGAGCCAAAAUGCCCUCUGAUCCAACUGAAAAUGCCCAAACAGAUCUAUUGCGUGUUUGAUGAGAACUGCUUAGCUGUCCAAUGCUGUAUGAACCUCAAGAUCACGAUGUUUAACAAAGCAGUCAGAGCAUACGCCCGUCUAGAUCCUUGCGAUUUCAAGUUUGUCAUCGGAGUGGACAGCUGGAGUUAUGAGUUUCAAGUAAAGGAUAUCUACCUCAAUAUAGAGAAGUCCUUCAGCACAGGAAUCAAAUUUGGUUUGUUUGACAUGAAACUUGAAAUCAUCAUAAGCUAUAAACUAGAGAAGACCGAAAAUGCUGCCUUGGUAUCAUUCAGCAUAACGGCGUGUUCACAGGAUGACCACACAUCUUGUAUUGUUAAUUUAAAACUCUUGGAUGAAGCUGUUCUUCCCAUACCCGUCUGUAAUCCUGAUGGAACAAUGACCUGGCCUGACGUUGACUGGUCUGAGUUUUUCAGCGUGGACGCAAUAAAGAAUCGGCUAAAGGAGACCGGGAAAAGAGUACUAAAGGAUGCCGUCGUUUCUGUGGCUAAGGAUGUAUUGAAUGACCUUGGGAUACCAGAGAGUCUCCUUACCCCCAAUGGACCCUGCACAAGACCAUGGACUAUGAAGGUGUCAAACAUAAAGAAGGCUCUGCAUGAGCGGGGGUUGGCAGUGAAUGGGUCUAGGGCUGAUAUGAACAACCGAUUAAACAAGGAUGACUUAAGUUGUAAGGUUGGAACAAAGACACUGUCCUUGCCAGAGAUUACAAACUCGAAACUAAAGAAGGUGCUCUACUACAGUAUAUCGUCAACCUGUACUAGAAUCGACGCAUGCGUAGAUUUCACCAUCAAAGCUAUGGAUUUUACAAAAUCAUUCAGAGCUUUCGUUGAUCUCGACUUUUGCAAAUAUAAGUUCAGCGUCGGCUUUGAAAAGUUCACACAGGAAGUAAUCGUGUUUGUCUUUCCUUGGGGUAAACCUCAGACUUUAAAGAUAAGUGACAACAUCUUCAUCAUGUACACCAUAGAUAAAGAUGACACCAAAAAAGCAUUCAUAGUCGAUCUGGGGAUCAAACUUUGUCUGGCACCUGACAACUGCCCUAUAGAUUUCGCUGUUCUUGAGAAACAAGAAAUCCCACAGCCUCUCUGUAAUGAGAAUUUCUCACUCGGUGCAUUCAACCCUGGUGAUGUAGGGAAGUUUCUGAAAGGACUCGGAGGAGAGAUCAACAAGGGGGCAUUCAAUUUCAUUCUAAAAAUGUUCAAACUCGAUACUGUUUUAAGCGAUGACUCGUGUAAGCUCCCCAGCACAUCGACACCCACAUGUCCGUGGCGUCUCAACCUUGACUGGCUUCCUCAGAAGGUCAAGAAUAAACUUACAUGCAAACUUUCGGACAACUGUUUCGGUGUAUCAUGCUGUCUUCACCUUCCUUUUAAACUGCCUCUCGUCACUAAAACAAUAGACAAGUACGUGGAAAUGGGCUUCGAGUUCGACCCCUGUGAAUUCACCAUCGAGGCUAAAUUCGGGUCAUUUGUCAGGAAGGAGACAUUGGGACAUUACAAUUGGGGUGAGGUAUCUACAAUAACAAUUGGUGAAGGCGAUCCAGCGCCGGUGUUGAUCAGAUUCUCAAUUGGUAAAAGUGGGAAGAACGCCAUCUUAAAUAUGAAGGUCACUGUUUGUCUUGAAAUCGAAGGGACGGCAGUCUGUAUCCCUGAUGCAAACGGGAUCGAGAUUUUCAAGGAUAAAUCUGUGCCUCUGUGCGAUGCAAACGCCAUGGCUGAGCUAGUAAAGAAUGCUAAAGAGUUAAGCCUGAAGGACUAUAUGAAAACCAAAGGUCUGGAGAUCGGGAAGGCAGUGGUUGGUGCAGGCAUUGACAUGUUCCUUGAACAGACUGGUAUUAGGGAAUACUUGAAGGAACCCAAAUGUGACAGCAGCAGUGAUUUCUACUCGCCAUCAGUCGACGGCUGGAAAAAUGAAUGCAAUCUUCGUCUCUUCAAACUGCCCAAACUCCCCAAUUUCGUCAAGUGUCAUUUCGACGAAGGCUGCACAUCCAUCGAAUGUUGUGUCGAUGUGAACUUCUAUGAGAUGUACACCCAUUCAUUCCAUUUCUUCAUGACUUUGGACACCUGUGACCUUGUCUUCAAGAUUGGAUUCGAGAAACUCGAUUUCAACUAUACCCUUCUCAAAUAUCAUUGGGGAAAGAUUGAAGAGUUCGAUAUCUUGAAGUUGUUCAAUAUAAAAUUUUCGAUCGGAAAGGACAACGACAAGAAGAUAUUCAUCCUGAAUGCCGAACUGUGCGUCUCAUUCAACAAGGAUGCUAACUGUGACUACAAUAUCAACUUCAUGGAGGAUACUGAGAUCCCACAACUGCAGUGCGAUAUUGUCCAGGGCAUAGCUAGUCUUCCUCCAGACAUUAACUCAAUGAAGAAGUACAUGGGGAAGCUUGGUUCGAAAGCCACAGGCAUGGCUCUCAAUAUACCGCUGAGAAUGCUCGGGCUGGGAUCAAUCAUCGGUGUUGAGGGACUCUGCCCUGAUUCUACAAAUCCAGUGAAGAAUCCGUGUCCCCUUGCAAAGGACAGAAACAUCUCCUUGCCGAUGUUGCCGGGUGGCAUAGUGUGUGCGAUCCAAUCUGACUGUCACGGUAUCGAGUGUUGUGCCAGCAUCGACCUCGGGUUUAUGCAGCGGAGCUUUAGGGCGUUCGCGACCAUCGAUCCAUUCAGUUACAAGCUGACAGUGGGCUUUGAGAAUUGGAACUACACCCGCUAUCUCUUCACGUAUGAGUGGGGCAAGGAGGAAAGUGUUGCCCUGGGUUCAUCAAUUAAUUUCAUAUUUUCAUUCGGGAAAACCAAGACGGACUUCCAGAUCAAUCUCCGGCUUGAAGCAAAAAUUGCUGAAUACGCACCACUCUCGAUUCAAAUCCUGCAAGAGUAUGAUUUCCCCAUACCUACAACGGGCGAGCCUUAUAGAUUUCCUUUUCCCUCCUGGAAAGAAUUCAAGAAGAAUAUUGGUGGACAAGCCGGCGAAUAUGCCUGGGAGGCUACAAAGAGGUUCCUUGGUCUCGAGGACGUUAUAGAUGGAAACCUGUGUUCAGUAGGCAACACGAACCCUGACAUCAACAAAGAACGCUGCCCAACCCUGAACAUGCCGAAGCUCCCGAGUGGAGUCCAGUGCACAUUUGAUGAAUUGUGCUUUGGUGUCACUUGCUGUGUUGAACUAGAUUUCAAGGUUGUUAAGAAAACCCUGAAAGCCUGGCUGAUAGUUGAUACCUUGGACAUGACCCUUUCUGCUGGAUUUGAGAAGAAACGCUACGACAAAACCGUUGACACCACAUUCUUUGGAGAGCGAACAACUUUGAAGAUAUCACAGUUUUUCCACCUGAUUUUCAAAGUGACAAAGAUAAACGAAACAAAGAUGCUUUCGAUCUACCUUGAUCUCCAGAUGAAACUUCACGAUGAGGUAGUGGAACUGCGCGCUCUGGAAGACUUCAAGAUCCCGCAGGUUAUAAAGAACGUGGAUUGGAGAGCGCCUUCCGCGAGUGAAUUAAAACGUUUCUUGGGCGGUUCGAUUACGAGUAUUGUCAUGAAACGAUUGGAUCUGACUCUGGACUUCUUCGAUAACAAACCUUGUCCGCUCCCAUCUUCUCCACCUUCAAGCAAUGCCUGCAAUAUCCCACUUCCAAAAUCGCUUUCGAACAAUGUCCGCGUCAUCAUCAACCCAAACUGCCUUGGCAUCCAGGCGUGCAUCAAAUUUAAGAUUUUGUCCCUGGAAUAUAACUUCAAAGCCUAUGCGGAGGUCGAUCCCAAGACUUUUGAGUUCAGAAUUGGUGUGGAAAAGUUAGUGAUGAAGAAAUUUAUAUUCGAAAACUUUGGAAAAGAAAACACAUUUUUCGUCAGAAAUGCCCUCGGAGUGACAUAUAAACUUGAGACGAACGACAAAGGCCAGCUGGUCACAACCGUCGGUAUCCGCAUAUGCCUCGACCACCACUGCUCACCUCAAGUUCAGCUACUGGAUAAAGCACCUCUACCAAUGCCUUACGUUGAUGAUGGUGGGACUCUCGUUUGGCCAUCGACUGAUCCAGCACAGAUGAAGAACUGGUUAUACAACAAGGCAUUGGAGACGAGCAAGGACCUAUUGGGGGUUGGAAAGAACUUCUUUAGGGACAAGGCGUGCACUAUCCCGACGGGGGCAACAUGUCCCUACUUCAGUCUUCCAAACCUGCCAAGCUUCGCAAGAUGCAAGUUAAGUAGAUACUGCACUGGUAUUGAAUGUUGCCUUGAUGUUCAGAUGAGGAUAGCAAAGUGGUCGUUCAAGUCUUGGGCUCUCCUGGAUCCAUGCAAGUUCGUCUUCUCGUUCGGGUUUGAGAAGUGGAUGUUCAAUGACACACUCUUUGAUUACAAUUGGGGUCAGUCAGAGAAGAAGAACAUUGCCGAUACCAUCAACAUGGAAUACACAAUCAGCCUAGUCGAAAAUAGAUACUUUCAACUUAGCGUCAAGUUUUCCAUCAAACUGGACAAGUUUUCCAUCAGCAUACCACCGAUUGUGCUCUUCGAUAAAGCCAAGAUACCAAUCCCCAUCUGCAGCCAGACGACAGGAACAUCGCCUCGUGUUACCUGGCAGGAUCCUCGCCAGUUCUUCAAACAGGCCAGUGCAAUAGUCUUAAGCAGAAUUGGAGUUGACACCAGGCUCCUGGAGCAGUCAAGCUGCACACCUUUUGCCAUCGACAACAACAAGCUUUGCCCACAGUUUACCCUGCCAAAGAAACUGCCCUCUGGUCUCUCACUGCACGUGAUGGACACGUGCACCGGGAUCGAAGCCUGCCUUGCACUAGAUCUAAAGGUUGUCAAGAGGUCAUUCAAAGCAUGGAUUGUGAUCGAUCCAUGCAAGUUCACCUUCUCCCUCGGAUUUGAGAAAUGGGUGAUGAAGAAGACAUUGUCCUUAAGUUUGUGGGGUCACGAAUUCCUGGAGAAAAUCGGAAGUGCCAUCACCUUGAAGUACACUGUAGACAAGACUGUAGACAACCGUGACAUCAUCUUCACACUGAAGGUUGUCCUCUGCCUCGAUGGCAAGUGUCUGCCUGAUAUCGUGGUCAUCGACAAAGCCAUGAUGCCAAUACCUUUCUGUGGCAAAGAUGGAUCUUUCCAAUGGCUUUCGUCUGAUCCGAUAGAAAUCAAUGGGAUAUUGCGUAAAGUAGCAAGUUCGCUACUGUUAAACAGACUGGGAGUGGAACAGCAUACACUAUUUGGAACCGAGUUCAAUCUGCCCGCAAUUUCAACAGUCGUGUGCCCUUACAUCAGGCUUCCUGCGCUCCCACUGAACAUCAAGUGCCAACCAUCACAACAAUGCACUGGUAUCAUUUGUAGUGCCUCAUUGGAUUUAAAGGCCGUCAAGAGAAACUUCAAGGUUUGGGCGAUCUUAGAUCCAUGUGAAUUCAGCCUAUCCAUCGGCUUUGAGAGGGUACAUUACAACAGAUCGCUAACUGGUUACACAUUUGGCACGCAGCAGAAGAUGAAGAUAGGCCAUAUCACUAUAAUAUACACCAUCGACGUCUCAAACAACAAGAAGGAAUUCAUCUUUGACCUCGACCUUCAACUUUGCCUGGACAGUGCAUGCGUGACCAUGGGGAUACUUAAGCAGAACACCAUGCCAAUUCCUUUCUGUGAAGGUUUACCUGGGAACUUUAGCAUCUCGUGGCCAAGCGCCCAAAACUAUGGAUCCUUGAUGUACAAUAUCCUUGGUGUUGGGCUGGACUUCUUCAAACCAAAACCUUGCGUUGUUCAGAGACAUUCUAGGUCUUGUGCGAGUCCUUACUUGUACCUACCCAUCUUUACUCAAAACCACUGCGAACUUCGGCCUGACUGCCUUGGAAUCCAGUGUUGUUUCGAACUCGACCUCCACAUCAGCAAGCUUCAGAUUACGUUCUUCUUCUACAUUAACCAAUGCAAGAAGGAACUCCACUUCGGGCUUGAAAAUAAGGAGUACACAGUAACUCUGGAUGAACAUAUUUAUGCCGAAAGCCAGGUGCAAGCAAUCGGGAACAUGUUUACUGUAAAGUACACACUCCGCGACACUGGGUACACAUUUAAGGCAAACCUUGAAUUGGACUGGUGUUGGAAGGACCCGUUUACCAAUAACAAGACUUGUAGUAAGAUAGAAUUCCUCAAGGAGGCCACCUUUAAACAGGUCGAUUGUCCUUCGAGGAAACGAAGAAGUUUGGAAAACAACGUCGACAGAACCAAGCGUGGAUUGCUGACCAAAGGCGGCCCUAGACCUGGCGACGACAUCUGGGCAAUCACAAAGGCACUGAGCAAUCAAGGAAAGAGUCCCAAAGAAAUAAAAGCAUAUUUUGACAACCUUAAGAAGCAACAGAAGAAGGUUGGUCUAACCCGAAAAGAGGCGAAGGGGAAUGGCCAGCGCGAACAGAAGGCAGCCAUGGCUGGACAAGGCGUUGGAAGCUUCAUGAGCGGAAAUAGAGGCAGUGGCGGAGACUUGAAAAUCGAAGGGGCUGAAGACAUCAAGGAAAUGUUGGGCACAGUAAAAGAUAUUGCAGGUCAUUCUAAGGACUUGUUCACACCAGGAAAGGGAUUAAAUAAGGCAGGAGUUGAUCUGCUUGGAGCUCAGUUAGCUGGGAUGACAAUCGGGGAAAUCACAGCAAUGAUCGACUCUCAGAAUCUGGAUCCCGUGAUUGUGCUACAGCUACUCAAUGAUAUCAAACAACUAUUUGUGGCGGUGUAUGAUGAUCUAAUUGACACAUUUCUGUCUGGAAACUCGAAGGAAAUGAAUCUUCCUGACCUGACACUGAAGAUGGCAUUCAGCAUCCCAAAAAAGUAUCACACAUUCUACAAAUUUUCGCAAAGCUGGAUUGUGGGUGGGAUAGUGCCUCUCACCUUUAGUUUCAAGGUAGACGGUUUCGCUGGCCUGGAUGUAGAAAUUGGGGCUAAAGUCCUGCAGAUGAAGGUUUUUGCUAGUAGUACUCCAUACAUGGGUGUCGAGGCUUUUGGCGAAGUAGCGGUUGGCUUUCUUUUAUAUGGAAAGCUGCGGAUUGAAGGCACCAUCUGUGAACUGAGGUUUCCCUGCAAAGCUGAAAUCGCCUUCUCGAAAUUUCCAUUGGACGUUCGCCUCAAGAUGGAUAUGGUUCUCGUGCCUUUGAUUAUCCGUAUGAAAGCUUUAGUCACAUUAGAAGUCAAUCUCCUCUUUGUUACCAUCAAGACGACACUGUUCCAGGUGACCCUUUUUGAGUACCAGGCCCCCAGCAUAAAAAAAACGAUAUUUGACAUAAUCACAGCGGAGGAGGAUGACAGUCCGCCGAAGUUUGACAGCUAUGAAGAAGAACUUGGGGAAGCACGAAAGCGAUCUACCACGAGAACUACGUGUUCCGUCCACCAGGUAGCCAACAGGGACUACACCAGCCCAGCCAUUGAGAUAUCAGUGAAGGCAACAGAUGACAGGUCUCAGGUGAAACUGUUCCUAAAUGCGGGUCUCUUCCCUGGUACUUCUGAGUUCUACAAUGGAAAAGAAUUGUCUGGUCAGACGAAUAUGUUAACAGAUGUACUUCCAGCCGCAUCAGGGCAACCUCUUCAUUUCCGAAUGUGUGGUAGUAACAGUGGAGGGAAGAUGUCAUGUGUGGACUGCUCUAUCCCAACGUAUGACGUGACACCACCUGUCCUUCGGGUUCAGGCAAACUUUCAUAUCACCAGCAACCCAAACGUUAUUGAAGGUUCAUAUAGGGGCUUCGACGACUCUUCAGUAGCUGAUACCGAUGGUGAACUGGUGGCUAUUGGAAUCGGGAGGGGAAUCCAUGGAGACCAGGUGGCUAGGUGGACAAGGUUUUCAUCGGCCUCACAGAAAAAUGCGGGUCGGUCUGGCGACGAUCCAGCAACACUCAAAGCUACCCACCGAGAUGGCGAGGACUCGUUUACGGCACCAAUGCCUGGCCGGUUGAUGACCACUGUGACAAAGCGAUUGGCGCCGGUAAGCAGCCCAAAUGAUUGUGCCAAACAUUGCCUAGAAUACGCUCCACAGAGGUGUAUGAGCUUCAACUAUGUCCAUGGUUCUGGCGGGGCAUGUGAACUGCUGGAGGGAAUUCAGAGCAUUGACAAUCGACUGACAAAGUCCGAUAAAUACUACCACUUCGAACGACUUGGUAUCGGGUCAAUGAUGACCUUCAGCAGAAAAAACCUGGAACUCAAGGACAAUAACCUGUACUACAUCAACGUUCGCAUCACAAACAGACUGGGCUACCAAAGCAUGAUGGGAUCGAAAGCAAUCUUGACAGACUUUACAGUGCCAGUACCUGGACCACUUGGGAAUUAUAGUUCAAACGAUGAUGUGUUUGAACAUUUGAGUUGCAAUAAGCUGAUUUUGGGACACGAGGUUAAAUGGGGCCUAUACUGCCGUGGCCUGCAGAAUGGAAAGAAAAAUCGCAGGAGAGUUCUCGAUGGUCGCAAAGGAGCGAAAACAGUUUUCAAUGGUUUAGAGCCAAUGACUGAUCUCAUAUGCACACAAUCCAACCGCUACAUCUCCUCCAACUGGGAUGGGUUUUAUGACCCAGAUAGUGGCAUCCGUGGGUAUACCUUGGCCGCGGGAAGAAAGGUUUGUGAUGAAUCACUGAGGAACCAUCACGAUCCACAUAAUCACUUGUUCCAUGAAAGCGAAUGGACGCACAGCGAGUUAAUUGAUGUGGAUGAUAUGAAUCUACCUAAACUUGACGAUGGAUUUUACUAUUUGACGCUUACUGCCUUUAACAAGGUCGAUUACGGUGGCCCCCUUGCAGUCACCGUAUGCCACUCAACACCAUAUUGCAUUGACAACACAGAACCAUUAUUCAAGAAAAAGGGAAUCCACAACGUCCGAUAUGAUGAAGACACAUACCUGUUACAAGCAAAUCAUUCCGCUUACGAUCCUGAGUCAGGACUGAAAAAGGCAUUCGGCGGUCUCAGCCGGACUCAAAUCGGAGGAUGCGAUAUUCUAGAGUGGUCGAUGCUCUCUUCAGUGCACUACCUUGCUUUUAUUCACAAGCUGCCUAAUGGCGUGCCGGUUUGGGUCAAGGUACAGGUAUUCAACCAUGUUGACCUCUACGAAACUGGAGUGGCUGACUACCCAAUAACUGUGGAUGAUACUCCUCCAGUACCCGGCGAAGUCAAUGAUGGUGAAGUCCUAAAGAUCGACCAAAACUUUACCAAGUACGCUCACAAGAUAUGCGCCAAUUGGUUUGACUUCAGUGAUCCAGAUUCGGGCAUUGACAUGUUCGAGUUGUCGGUUGGUACAACAAAAUUAGGUGUUGAUGUUGUUAACCGUUUUCGCAUCAGCUCUCUGGAACACAAGGCCUGCAUUGACCUUGCACCAUUCAACAAAACAUUGAUCCAUGGAAAGAAGUAUUGUUUCACAGUCACUGCAUGGAACGGAGCAGUCAAUAAGAAAUAUGUUAAUGCAAGCUCUGAUUGUGUGUUAGUUGACCUGACAAAACCAGAGAAUGGAGACAUCAUAGAUGGGAACAUAAAAGGAUUCGUGGACCUGAAGAUCAGCUCCAUGCCUGCUAUGAUUGGCGGUCAGUUAAGGAACUUCCAUGACCCGGAAUCGGGAUUGAUUGACACUGCAAUCCAAGUUAAGAUUGCAUCAUCCUCGUCACCAACAAAGGAAUACAAAGUCGCCACUAGCUAUGUAUCGAUCAAAGGGAAAAGUUAUAGUUGGGCAACCUAUCAUCUGAAUCAUAAGGACUGGUUUAAAUCUACAAUACGGGUAACCAAUGGUGCAUACGCAGAUAACCAGAAGACAACUGAUGGCGUCCUUGUUGAUCUCACUCCGCCUUUUCUUGACUACAUUUUCGAUGGCAAGGUACCCAAAAAGGACAUAAACUUCCAGACCAUGGACAACGAGAUGACUGUCAAUUAUGAAUUCCAUGAUGACGAAUCUGGCAUCGCCCAUUACAAGGUUUUGGUCUAUGAGACUUACGAAAACACAGAGAGCUUUAUUGGUGAAUCCACUUACCUCCCGAGUACACAAACUGUCUACACCAAGAGCGGCCUAAACAUAAAGAACGGUGCUGUUCUGUACGGUGUAGUAGAAAGUGAAAACACCGCCGUCCCGGGUGUUUCUGCAGUCUUUCGCUCAUCUGGUGUCAAGGUGGACAAGUCACCGCCAGUGAUGCAACGUGUCUCGAUAGGGGUGACCUCUGCUGGCGAGCAUGAGGAGCGCCAUAACAACACUGUCAUCCAGUCUGAUAGGGCUGGUAUCACUGCGAGUUGGAUUGCCGUGGAUAGUGAAUCCGGUGUAGAAGAAUACGAAGUGUGUGUUGGAACGACAUCUGGCGGUUGUGAUGUUCUGAGCUGGAAAUCGGUUCGUAAAGCAGAAGAUGGUUACAUUGGAAACCUGAACCUGGAGUUGACCCAAACUUCUGGCAAAUAUUAUUAUGUAAGCGUAAGAGCAAGAAAUGGUGCUGAUUCGAUGUCAAGUCCAAUGACCGGGACACGGCUUGCUAUCCUAGAGGAGGACGUCACGGGUCACCUGAUAGAUGGGCCUGAUGGUACAGAUGCUGAUAACCAGGAAACGAUUGGUGCAGACUGGGACGUCACACUUGACGAACACAGUGUUACGAUGCAGUUUGAAGAUUUCAGGAGCCAAGAGUAUGGUAUUCAGCACAUUGAAUGGGCGAUUGGAACGACACCUAAUGGGGAAGAUGUUCAGCCGUUCAUGUCCGAGGGAGUCGUCCUGUCAGAUCGGAGUGACUCGUCUGUUGGGCAAGUAGGUUUUGGGAAAGCUUCCGCACCUGUGGACCUUGAGCGUGGAAUAAAGUACUUCAGCAGUGUGAGAGCUACCACCUAUGAAGGCAAUGUUUUACAGGCUUCCUCGAAUGGCUUCACAGUCGACCAAACACCUCCUGAGAUCACGAUUACGAACUUGGGUAUAGAAGACAAGAAAAAGGAACAUUUAACAGAAGGUCAUACAAUAUACCAACAGACCGACGCCAUUUUGUCUGCCUCGUGGCAUUACACAGAAGACAUCAGCGGCAUCGCCUUCGCUGAGAUGGCUGCUUCGACCAUUCCAGGUGAAUGGGAUAUCCAUCCUCUUACCAAUGUCGGAAAGAUCCGUGCAGAUAACAUCGGUUCUAUCCCAAAUGAAAAGUUCAACUCAACGAUAAAACCAAGGAAAGGAGGUGUGGCCAAUAUCCUAGAAAUCUAUGUCGGAAAUGACGUGGGUUUGAUGACGACAGUGACGUCAGCUGUCAUCCUUAUUGAUGAUACUCCUCCAACAUGCGGGACAGUGACAUGCCCACUGUACUCAAAGACGGGGGCGACUGGCGUAACAUGUUCAUGGUCGGGAUUCAUGGAUGAUGACAGUGGCAUAAGCUCCUUCCAGUUUGGUAUCGGAACAGCCCCGGGGAAAGACGAUGUUUACACUUUCAAAUCACUAACAGCCUUUGCAACGUCACACAUGGCUACAAACUUUAAAGUACCACUGAAAGCUAAAAACAAGUACUACGCCACCUUGAAGGCUAAGAAUAUGCUCGGCCUCGAGUGUGAGGAGAGUUCUGACGCCAUGAGUAUUGAUGACACUGCCCCCAUCGCCGGAGUGAUAGUAGAAACGACAGAUCUCUUCCUCGUGGACUUCAAGUCAAACAGCUUUGCACGAAAUGAGCAGCGAAACUUGCAGCAGUGUAAGUCUGUUGAAGAAUGCCAAUCAAUUGACGCAACCUGUCGGAACUCGCUACAUAGCAUUGGUGUUGCCUGGACCCCUUUCACAGACCCAGAGACUGGCAUAGCUAGCGUACAUCUUGCUGUGGGGACAAGCCCAGGAGGAGCGCAGAUUAGGCCUUACACCAAAGUGCCGAAAACAGAUAACAGCUAUCUGAUUACAGGGCUUAAUCUGCAAGGAAAAAAGAAGAUCUACGUCAGCAUCACGGCAUACAACGGAGCAGGCAUUUCAACAUCAGCCACUAGUAAUGGCGUUUAUCUAAGCUAUGUACCACAGGGUGCAAAGCCUCUACGGCCACUGUAUGUAUGGGAUGUAAAUAACCCACUGGAAGACAAAGACUUCCAAACUGACCUAGAGAUGCUGAGUGCCAGAUGGGAUUUCGGGGGUGACCCCUGCCCAGCCUUAGAUUAUGAAUGGCGAAUUGAACGUGCAGACGGGAAGGUGAUCCAGAACUUCACAUCAACUAAUGGUCAAACAUAUGGUAGCCACUAUGACCUGAAGUUGAAAGACGGCGAAGAGUACCAAAUUAAAGUGAAAUCGACCAAUGUUUUGGGUCUAAUGAACCGGAGGAAGUCUGAUGGUCUGACCAUCCGCAAGGAUCAGUUGCUGCCUGGAAGGGUUAAUGAUGGUGACCUUACUGGAUUUGACCUCAACUUCUUGGAAUCGUUGACCAAGGUGGACACAAACUGGCAUGAUUUCGGAAGGAGAAAAAUAAGCACUUCUGCUGGGGUUACUGUGAAAGAGCACCAGAAGGUCUCGUAUUACGAAGUGGCUUUAGGAACAGAUAGACGAUUUCCCCACACCAGAAACAACAUCCACGCAUAUCUUAACGUCGGCCGAAACAUAUCCACCGUUUUGAGACAUCUCAACCUAAAUAAGCAUGGAUUUUACUACUUCACUGUCCGAGCUCAUAGUGUCUCUACUGCCAUGGCCGAGGUUACUUCAAAUGGCUUCCGAGCUGGCUAUGAUGGCGGUGUAGAGGGUGGAGAGAUUGACAUGCCGGAAUACUGGGGCAGUUUGACCCACCUUCUCAUCAAAUGGAAGAACUUCCAGUCCAAGGUUGGGAUGCUGUUCUACCAUGUGGGCGUGGCGAAUACCGUAUUACCACAGAAUGUGACUUGUAAGCAGCUGAUUUUAAGCGAAACGACGGGCGGUAACUUGCAUGAAAAGUACUUCCCAGUGGUCCCAUUGAGGCAGGUGGGAGGUGAAACGAUGAUCGAACUAAAAAACACCAAUCUCACUCACAAAGGCAAAUACUUUAUCUACGUGGUUGGGACGGACGGCGCAGGGCUGUGUAUGAUGGUAUGGCACCAGUUCAUAGUGGAUGCAACGCCGCCAGAAGGAAAAGGAGAACUCAAGACAGGCCCAUACUGGAAUAUGGGCGUAACGUUCACUCAAUGGCCAGAUCAGAUCGCCGCGGAAUGGAGAGGAUACUCAGAUCCUGAUUCUGGGAUUGAAAGGUUUGAAAUCUCACUCUGGACUGCAUCAACCUGUAAUUCAGGGGAAACACUUCGUCCGGAAGUGGACUGGUUAAAACUGACCCCAAAUUAUGCAAAUUACAGCCUCAUUGAUCUGACACUCAUCGAAGGGAAGCCCUACUUUGUAAAACUGAGGACUUACAACAAGGCUGAAUUAUUCGUAGAGUCAGUUUCGAAAGCGAUAUUGGUUGACAUAACUGCUCCAGGCGCAGGAAAAGUUGUCCAUGGUCGUGAUUUCUCGAAGGAGACCAUUUGGCAGAAGGACACAACAGAAGUACAUGGUACAUUCCUUCACUGGCCAACGAAGAGCGGAACACCAUGCCCAGAUCGGUCAGUCGAUUUUGACUCUACCUGGAAAUGGUACGAUGGGGUCGGCCUUGGUGUUAAAAAAGGCGUCUACUGGGGAAUCAUGUACUCCAAAAAUGCGAAUAGGUACCAGGGGAAGAACAGCUAUGCAAGCACACUGACAAAGGUAGAGGCUGGAUACACGUAUCUCCAGUCAGGGGCCAUAUUUAGGAAUGCUGAUAUCGAUAAGGGAGGAGAUAUUUCCGUUACCAUUCGUGCUGCUGAUGGUGAUGGUUUAGCCACUACAAGUGUGCUUUUGUGGGAUGGUCCAGAUGAUGAACUGCAAGAACAAAACUGGCAUGAUGAACCCGACUGGACCCAGAGUGACGGCAUUUGCGAGUGUUGUUACAGUACACCUCUCCCAGAUGACUGCCCGUGUGAUUGUGAUGCAUACAAGAAAAUGAAGGCCGCCAAGGGACCCACUUCAUAUAAAUCAAAGUCAGUUGCGCUGAAGAAGGCUCCAACUGAAUUUACAAGAAAACGAGCAUGUGGAUUUCAACUCAUUGCUGGUAAAUCCCCACUUGCCGUGCUGUGGUGUAGCUCAUUUAAUGAGACUUCUAACACUCUAAAGGAAAAGCGUGAUCUGAAAUUCAACCCGGCUAAUGAGUCACAUACCUAUUUGCUAAAAGUAUUUUACCGCACCGAUGACCCAAAACAGCCUCAAUGGUGCUUCAAGGUCUAUGAAGCCUCAAGUAGCAGCCUUCUUGGUGAGAUAUGUGGAAUUGAAGAAUUUUCAUCCAACACGAAACUGGUAUUCAAUCUGUGGAACAGGAAUAACUUCAUUCCUAAGUCAAGAGACUGGACAGCAACUGCUUGGUUUAGCUAUGCGCGACUUCCACCUUCAAAGAAUCUCCUCUGCCGACACGGGAAGGUGUUCCGUGGCGGAACCUCGGCGAUCAUCAGCUACGAGGCGGGUAUUGGAACAGGCCCUCUGAAAACGGACGUUGCAUCUUAUAAAGUGAUUUCCAGGCCGUGUGUGCCAUGCAUCCACCCUUGCGAUAUCUACUCUUGCGACAAAUCCUGCCUGAGCAAUCAAGGCCAAAAUAUCAAGUUUAGUCUGACUGGGCUGUCUCUGCCGAUAACACCUAUCGUAACAAGUAGCAGCGAUCCUGCUGCAAUUGUCUACUUCUUGACAGUAAAAGCUGUCCUUGGAUCGGGUGCCAGUGUCGUCAGCUCCUCGAAGGGAUUCCAAAUAGACAAUACCCCAUGUGUAUUUGACAAUGACAUAAAUGUGACGUACAUUGACACACACCAGGGUCAGAAUAGACCAGUCAGCUACCAAUCAUCCAAUGAUACGCUCAAAGCUGUUUGGAGAGCCGUGGACAAUGACAGCAUGGUGGUGGGAUAUGAGUGGGGCAUUGGAAGAAAACCUGGUGACCUUGACAUGUUACCCAUGACAUCUGUAGGAAAGUACCCCGGCGGUAUCAAGACAGGUCUUGCCGGCAUUUUGCGUCAUAAUCACACAUAUUACGUCACAGUCAUUUGUAUCAAUGCCGCAGGAUUACAGGCGAAAUAUGUCGACGAAAAAGGCGUGACGGUGUUACUAGAGAAACCUAUCGUCAAAGACCAAAAGGUUUCAAUACCAGGGAAAACGGUAUCGGACGUCCCUAAAAAUUCCAAACAGUCAGAAGAUGGGACUACAGUUUCUCUUGGAUGGUCUAAACCCAGAGAUAAAAACAUCAAGCGAAUACAUUUAGGUAUCGGGACAAGUGUAUGUGUUGACGAAAAGCCAUGGGAUGACGACGUAUUUCCAUUUACUCUGGUCGGUAUAGCUGAGGCUGGUGUGAUCAAGAUAAAGGAUGGUGCAGUCUACCUCAAUGACAAGAAAUUAGCCGAUCUUUGCAAGUAUCUCAAACCAAAGAAGACAACAAACUAUACACAGGCGAUUACAAAAACGAAUUGCUUGUUCAACAUGGAGAUUGGCAGAACCAUAUUCAUGUGUAUGAAGCUCUGUAACCAGGCAGAUAUGUGUACAAUGAUGGAAUGUGGCUCGGUGACGUUUGUUAAAGAUGGCAAGUGUACUAUCUCAAGCUCCAAGAAUGGCAAAGCAAUCUCCGUGAAUAUCAUUAAGAGUUCAACAAAGAGAGCAGUUGACAGUGUGGCAGAGAUCCAGACGCCCGAUGGUUUACAACCAGGUCAAACAUUGAUUGUUGGCCCCCUCGACGGCAGUCAGGUCAACACAACUUAUGGGUCAGAUGCUUCCGUGGGGUUCAAGAAGUACAUCCAGGAUCCGAGUACCACAAAGACUCUGACUGAGCGGGUUUUGAAAGGAAGGAUUGUUUUGAUGACCGAGAACAGCUUCUUCGUCACUUCUGUCGGUCAUGUGGCGAUGCCAGGGCCCAUUGUGGUAUCCGUGGCUUACCUGGAGAAGCAAAAGACGGAAACUACCAGGCCAAUGCUACUUCACUGGGAUACCGGUAAGCUCUCCUGGCUGAGAAGCUCCAAGACCUGCACCUCCUACACUGGAACACAAGAAUCCUUUGACACACCUAAACUCAUCUUGAACACACUAGUCUGCCAGACUCAUUCCGUGACAGCUCCGUCGACCACACGCAGGAGGAGAGCGACCAGUGGUGGAUUCUUUGACAAAGAGACACAAUUUGUCCUGGCCGAGGUCAGCAAUACGCUGAUAAAUAAUCCACCAGUUGCUACAAAGGAACCGGUGCUUACCCUUGCAGAGGAUUCAAGCAUUUUAUCUCGCACUCUCACGGCCACAGACGAAGAUGGUGACAAGUUCGUGUUUGCCAUUGAUGGAAGCAAACCCAAGCCAACUGGAACAGUGACCAUUGCCCGUGACGGUAAACUAGAGUACUAUCCCUGUAUGGACUGUGUCGGCUUGGACACAGUGUAUUACACUGUGACAGAGAUUGACAUGGGUGAAAUCACACCACUGACUGCAACAGCAUCCCUUGUCAUCAAAGUGACUGAUAUCCCUGAUGGACCAGAACUCUUCCUGUCUAAGAAUGGUGCGGUCUUUUUUUCCAUGGCGUCAACUAUAAGUAAUAUCAACAUGGUGAAUGUGUCUGUAGAACAGUUCACGGGUUACAACUCUGCCUACCGUGACCUCGUGUUUCUUGCUGGAGCAUACGACAGAGAUAGUGAUAAUGUUUUGACCAUUUCGUCUAUUUAUCCUCUGAAUGGCAAGAUUACUCUCGGAAAAUCCAUCCGCACCAAACCGACGUUUCCAAGCACCUGCUCAGACCUGACGGAUGCUGCUCUGCCGUGUACUGGCCUCAACUUACCCCACAAAGAGUCAAGACUCUCCUGGGUCUUGGUACGAAUAACCUAUAAACCCAAUACCGGAUUCUACGGCAAGGAUAGCUUCGUGCUUAAGACCCUUGACAGCACGGGUCUGGAAUCUAACAAAGUGAUGGUUAACGUCUACAUACUGCAGAACCCCUGCAAGAAUUCUGGGACUUGUCAAGGUCUACAAGACGACUUGAAUUGUACUGACAGCCGCCGUGCCUUCGUCAAGUUUAAAGAUUUUUACAACUGUUCCUGUAGUGUGGGCUGGGAAGGUCCUACCUGCGCUGUUGACCACGAUGACUGUAUCAAUGUACCGUGUGCCUUCCCUUUCACUUGCGUUGACAAGCUCAAUGGAUUCGAGUGUGUAUGUCCUGCUGACUGGCCAAACUGUGAGACUGACCACCUAACCCUGCCAAUUGUGUUCAUUUUCUGCAUGCUUGCAGUGUUUGCUGCUUGCCUUGGUCUCGCAUUCUGGCUGUAUAAGAAAAGGAAAGCACACUAUGACAAGUAUAAGAGAGAUGGAAGCCUGGAAAGGCCCACACGUAUUUUGCCACCAUUCACCAAGGAAUCACACGAUGAGCAUAAUGAAACGAAAGAUGCCGAUACCGGAUGGUUUAUGAACAUGCCUGGUGUGAAAAAACACAUUUCUCGCAUGCGAAACUUCUGGACGAAGAAUAAGGUGUCGCAAUCAACCAAGGGAAAUGAGGUUGAUUUAACCCGAAGGCAUUCUAGCAUAGUUCCACCUGUCGGCAAACCGAAAGGACCAACAAACAGAAGCGAGGUCGAUAACGCUGAGAUAAUCAUCCUCGAAAGCGAGACAGUAGCACAGGAAUCGAAGCAACACUCUGGGCUCAAGAGAGCGUGGCCACGCAAAAAUAGCCAAAAGAAAGGACUCGAAGUGGCUUCGGGCGUUGCGUUCCAGAACCCGGCAUUCAUGCCAGAAGAUGAAGCAGUGCAACCCAUGCAGUCAAUUGACCCGAAGGAUCCUGCCUCGGUGUCAGCUUGCAAACCGAUAGCUGAUGCAAAGCCGGAGUCGACACCAACGUCUGGUUCCCUAAAGGAGAAGGAUGGAGACUUGCAGGGUGAGGAGGUGGAUGUGACUCCAGGCUCAAGGCAAACAUAUGGUUCCUCACUCCAGAUUAAGAAUGAUAAUGCGGCGUUUGACCCCGAUGACUUGCCUAACACGAUGCCGACCGGCGACGCGGAAUGCUAAUUUGAACAUCCACAAUGAUUAUAAAAGGCAAAGUGCGUCUCUUAGCUUUAUUGUUUACUUUUAGCCAGUUGAAAAUAAAAGAUAUAUUCUUGUUUUGCCAUAUACUGGAAAACCCACAGCGAUUAGACUUCGAAUUUGUAGGCCUAUAUUAUUGUAUGCAUAGUCAGGUAAAAUCACUGACCCGCAGAUGUACGUCGUGUGUUUUGCAGGGAAUGUGUCUAAGCAACUAUUCUUGUAACAUUAGAAAUGUUUGCAGUAUCUGUUAGAGAUCUGACCGAAACAGUUUGAAUUUAAGCCACAACCAUCUCAACACGGAAGAUGUCGUCAAAAUUGUAAUUUUCUGAAAUCGAGUGUCUUUUUUUCUUCACAUUAUGUCUGCCGUUGGUUCAAUAUAUACUUACUGCAAACAAAAUAUUAAAGUGUUUUUUUACUGUACAUUAAAUACAUUCAGUAUUAGGUUAGAUAGUUUAAAAUGUUAGUGAUAUGUUGAUGAAUUAAUUACUCCUGCUCCUGCUUAAUAGUAUUACUACGAAAAUCAUGUUUUGGAAUUGUCAAACGUAUUUUUGCUUUGUGAAGCAUUGUUGAUUAAAGGAUGACCAAAUUAAAUAUGUGCAUUGGUACUUUGCUUAAAUUCCUAUGCAUUGGUUGGGUAAGAUGCAUUCGCAAACUUGGAGUGAACGUGGCCCGCCGCCAGCACAUGCGCGGAAAGUUCGUAAUGCGAAUACUCUAAUUACGCCCAAAAAAUCCUAAGCGAAAUGUGUACAUACCAAUCAUAAAGUGUGACUAUAGUAGAGUCAAUUUAUGAAAAAUAAGGCCUAACCUCAAAAAAAUUGCAAGCAAACGUUUUAUGGUUGUUUAUUGU
Molecule: messenger RNA, 22960 nt
Organism: Lineus longissimus
Lineage: Eukaryota; Metazoa; Nemertea; Pilidiophora; Heteronemertea; Lineidae
Exons: 113
Coding region: 70-22098 (7342 amino acids)
Biological process (GO): lipid transport; homophilic cell-cell adhesion
Cellular component (GO): membrane
Molecular function (GO): calcium ion binding; lipid carrier activity; protein binding
Source: RefSeq, a predicted model, not a curated record